Messenger RNA from Cyprinodon variegatus (sheepshead minnow), 2936 nucleotides. RefSeq names its product rabphilin-3A-like (gene rph3aa). Gene Ontology annotation, molecular function: small GTPase binding. The record is from RefSeq and is a predicted model, not a curated record. The transcript has 16 exons. Gene Ontology annotation, biological process: intracellular protein transport. Lineage: Eukaryota; Metazoa; Chordata; Actinopteri; Cyprinodontiformes; Cyprinodontidae. Gene Ontology annotation, cellular component: membrane. The coding region runs from base 112 to 1911 and encodes 599 amino acids.
AAGAGGAUGCUGCUGGGGUGGAUGCUGAGAGCUCCAUCGCUCUGAAGGAGGUCACAUCCAGACACACCAGAGAACAACUCCUCACCGCUUCCAUCGCCUCUGCAGGACCGGAUGGCCGACAACAUGUCUGCACUGGGAGAGCACCUCACAGAUGAGGAGAAGGAGAUCAUCAAUGGCGUGCUGGCUCGUGCCGCUAAGAUGGAGGCCAUGGAGCAGCAGAGGAUUGAGCGUCUGUCCAGUCGUCUGGACAACAUAAAGAAGACGGCAUGUGGGGAUGGACAGUCGCAUUGCCUGCUGUGUGGAGCGUCCUUCGGAGCUCAGGGGGUCACAGCUGUUCUCUGUUCUCACUGCAAAAAGCACAUGUGCAGUAAAUGUGGGAUCUGGAGUAACAGCAGGAGUUGUCCAACGUGGCUUUGUCGGAUCUGCAAUGAGCAGCAAGAGGUACAGAAACGCUCAGGGGCUUGGUUUUAUAAGGGCAGAGAUCAACCAGGGCUGCCCUCCCCACUGCCUCUCUCCAGCACUCUACAGUCCAACACAGACAACAGCACCGGACAAGGAGGCCACAGUCGGUCACAGGGACAAAGACAGCAUCCUCAGACUGAUGAGCGACAGCAGAAGCAGUCCUGUGCAUCAGAACAAUGGGAGCAGACGGCAAGAACAACAACUGACAGCUGCAAUGAGGCUCAUUCUGCUCAGGCAGCUGUAAUGAAGACAGAGCGACAUGUGUUAGCUUCCAAACCCCCCCAGGCGAACAGGCAGCAGACAGCCCCCUCCUCAGCAGUAAAUGUGGAGAACAAUCAUGCUGAGAAAGUAAGGACAAUGUCCUCUCCAGCUGUGGAGGAACCACGACAACCCGUUGUCUCCUGCCCAGCUUCAUCUUUCACACCUGCAACCCGAAUUAUGCCACCAGUGAAUCCACCUUCCAACAAUACGGCUCCUCAGAAACCCCCUUCAGAUCACACAGAGGAAAACGACAAUGACUAUGACUCAGAUGACGCAACCACACUGGGAUCUCUUGAGUUCAGCCUCCUAUAUGAACAGGAGAAUCAUGCUCUACACUGCUGUAUCAUUAAAGCUAAGGGUUUAAAACCAAUGGAUUCUAAUGGACUCGCAGAUCCAUAUGUUAAGCUACAUUUGCUACCUGGAGCCAGUAAGUCCAACAAGCUUCGUACCAAGACUCUUAAAAACACCCUGAAUCCUGUUUGGAACGAGACACUGAUCUACCACGGCAUCACAGAUGAGGAAAUGCAACGCAAAACACUCAGGCUUUCAGUGAGCGAUGAGGACAAGUUUGGACAUAAUGAAUUCAUCGGAGAGACACGGGUUGCCCUAAAGAAACUGAAGUUCGACCAAAAGAAGAGUUUUAACGUUUGUUUGGAGAGAGUGAUCCCGGUGAAGAAGGCUGUUGGAGGAUCAAUUCGUGGAAUGGCACUUUACGAGGAUGACCUGAACGAAGGCGAGGACUCAGAGGAAAGGGGACGCAUCCUGAUAUCACUGAUGUUUAACAGCCAGCAGAGCCGUCUGAUAGUGGGCGUGAUCCGCUGUGCUCAUCUGGCUGCCAUGGACUCCAACGGAUACUCAGAUCCCUUUGUAAAAAUAUGUCUGAGGCCAGAUAUGGGAAAGAAAGCCAAAAACAAGACGCAGAUAAAAAAGAAGACCCUCAACCCAGAGUUCAACGAGGAGUUCAGCUAUGAAAUUAAGCAUGGCGAGCUCGCCAAGAAAACUCUGGAUGUAUCAGUCUGGGACUAUGACAUGGGAAAAUCCAACGACUUCAUUGGGGGCUGUCAGUUGGGCAUCCAGGCUAAAGGAGAGUGUUUGAAACACUGGUACGAAUGCCUCAAGAAUAAAGACAAGAAAAUAGAGCGCUGGCAUGUUCUGCUUAACGACAACACCGUCCAGUUUGAGGAUUAAAUUAACCUUUAAUUAUUCAAUUGUCUUCUGUGCUAUUUUAGGAUGUCCCUACCCAAUACUGUUUUUCAUUUCAUUAAGGAUGAACAACUCCUUUGCAUUUUGUUUUAUGUUUUUCUUUCUAGAAGUACAAUGUGAAUUUUAAAUAUGUUGUGACAAACAUGGAUGUCGAUCUAAAGUAACCCCCUACCCGCACACCCACACCUCCUAAACUAAUCCAGGAAACCUAUCAUAUCAUAUCCUGCAUAAUAUGAUAAAUGAGCCGCUGAACUGAGCGUUUAUCAUAAUUCAAGGGGAAGAUAAAGUUUUUGUUAUCACUGUUAUCAGGCGAGAACGUUGUAUUGAAGUUUGCACAGAUCCUCAGGCUCAAAGGAGGGAAUUCCCGGUUGUCUGUCUGUCCUUUGUUCACCCCAUCAUACUAUUCCAGUGACCACGUCAUUACUGGGUGAAGAGGUCAGCUUUCCUGAUAUAUCUAAUCACAUUGUGUUAGUUGAUGUGUGAUGUUAUUCUGGUCUGUGCAUCAUCCAAAACAAAACAAACAAAAGAUUUUUGUAUUUUAUUUGUGCUUUUGUGCCAAAUGACCAUGCAUCUCAAUUUCGAUAAAUGGAUCCAAGACUAGUUGUACAUGUUGGCCUAAAUAUAAUGUAAUUUUCCUAUUAACUUAAAAUUUGCCAUUUAUGAAAUGUAAAAACUCAUAGUUACCUCUAAAUGAUCCUGUGUUAGUUAUAUUUUUCAUUCAUAUGCUGAGUUCGGACUCACCGGCUGGAACCUCCCAAGGUAAGGUUACGUCAUAGCAUGGCGCCGAGGCCUGUUAGGAUUGGAAGACUCCUCGUUAUGCGGCCAACAAAUGCAGCCUUCUUUUUCCCCAUUUUGAAGGAUGGGUCUGGUGUGUCCUACAUAGCCUUGGGUUUCCCAUGAUUCAUUGCGAGUCCAAUCAAGCCGGCUGCUCUAUGCUAAGGGGAAAAAGGGAAACGUCUCCAAAAAAUGGUGAAUAUUGUAACUGCAGUUUAAUAUGCUACAACUGAAUA